Molecule: messenger RNA, 2679 nt
Organism: Betta splendens (Siamese fighting fish)
Lineage: Eukaryota; Metazoa; Chordata; Actinopteri; Anabantiformes; Osphronemidae
Gene: pde12
Product: phosphodiesterase 12
Exons: 8
Coding region: 290-2053 (587 amino acids)
Biological process (GO): nuclear-transcribed mRNA catabolic process, deadenylation-dependent decay
Cellular component (GO): mitochondrion
Molecular function (GO): 3'-5'-RNA exonuclease activity
Source: RefSeq, a predicted model, not a curated record
CGACUUCGGGAAAGUAGUGACAGCUGACUGAUCAACCAAGCUAUGAAACUACUAAAAUAUUACGUUUAGAUGUAAUUAAGAUUAUUAAUGUAAUUUCUCAUGUCCGUAUGAUCUGCUUGUUUAGUGAGGCCACUGGAGUCCCAACUAAACCCAGCGCCGUGGCACUUCUCUCGCUGUAAUCCUUGUGCUGCUGUGGCAGCCGCUCUACAUGCCGUGUCUUAGCUUAUUUUAGCGUAGCUUAGCUUAGCGUAGCUUAGCUUAGCGUAGCUUAGCUGCCACUGGAGACUUCAUGUUUAGCCUCCUUCCCUCUGCUCUUUCGCUGUUCCCCCGCCUUUACUCGAGGACUCUGACUGGAGCCUGCCGCCUCUUCUGCAGCAUGGAGCCGGCCGUGGUGAGGUGCCUCCCGGGGGAGCCCAAACUCACCAUCUCGUUCUCUCUGGACGGCAGCCACAAGCACAUGCUGCGGGACAAGGACGAGCCGCUGGCCAAGGUCCUGGCUCGGAUCUCCAACGGCAUCAUCAAGUCCCAAAUAAAGGCGAAGAAGUCCAAGAAGAACCUGGUGCAGCAGCCGAGCGAGGCCGCUGAGGUCGCCCUGGUGAAGCUGUGUGUGGACGGAGGCGAGGUGCCGGACACGGUGCCGAACUCGGAGGCGUGGCAGGACGGAGCCGUGCUGCACGUGGGAGACGUGAGGUUCUCCGUUCACAGGAACCCUCCCACCUUCACCACCGCGGAGCUGCCGGUGUCUCUGCUGGCAGGCUUCCCCGUUUGUCCCAAACUGGAGAUUGAGUUUGGCGACUUGCAAGACUGCGAGUUCACGUGGUACAAGGAAAACGUCCCAAACGCAAGUCCUGAAGCUGAUGACAAAGUCCCAGGUCAGGAUACAGGCUGGACCCACACAGGAUGCGGGAGAGUCCAUGUCCCAUCCAACCAGGACAUCGGCUGCAGGCUCAAACUUCGCUGCACCCCCAAAGACGGCAGUCGUAGCGGUGUGGCCAAGGAGCUGGUGUCUGUGGGAACCGUGGAGGCCGGACCAGGCGCGUGCACGUUUGACAACAGACACCUGUACACUGUUAAAGUGGUGGAGUGGCCGGUUGUGAGGGUGGUGUCCUACAACAUCCUGGCUGAUGUCUAUGCCCAGACAGAACUAUCUAAGACAGUGCUUUACCCGUACUGUGCCCCCUACGCCCUGCAGCUGGACUACAGGCAGAACCUGAUCAAGAAGGAGCUGAGCGGAUACAAUGCUGACGUCCUCUGUCUGCAGGAGGUCGACAAAGGAGUGUUUUUGGACAGUCUCAUUCCAGCUCUUGAUGCCUUUGGUCUGGACGGUGUUUUCAGGAUUAAAGAGAAGCAGUAUGAAGGACUUGCAACUUUCUACCGCAGAUCAAAAUUUCGGCUGCUGAGCCGUCAUGACAUCAUUCUGAGUGAAGCACUGACAUCUGACCCCAUCCAUUCUCAGCUGCUGGAAAGGGUUUCUACCAACAGUGCCCUGAAGGAGAAGAUACUGCAGAGGUCCACUGCACUGCAGGUCAGUAUCCUGGAAGACAUCAGUAAACCAGGCAAGACGGUUUGUGUGGCCAACACUCAUCUGUAUUUCCAUCCCACAGGAGGGAACGUUCGCUUGGUCCAGAUGGGAGUGGCUCUGCAACACUUGAGUCAUGUCAUCAGAGAGGUUGCACCUGGAUCCCCACUCAUCUUUUGUGGUGACUUCAACUCCCUGCCUGACUCAGGUGUGUUGCAGCUGGUGAGUGAGAGUGAAAUUCCUGAGCAACAUGCAGACUGGAGCAGCUCAGGACCAGAGGAGUCCUGCAGAAUGGAGCUCCUCUCCACCCUCCCUCCCAUGCUGAGCGCCUGUGGUCACCCAGCCUACACCAACUAUGUUGGAGGAUUUCAUGGCUGCCUUGACUACAUCUUCAUACAGCCAGACAGAAUGCAGGUGGAGCAGAUGAUUCCGCUGCCCAGUCACCAGGAGGUCACCACAUACGAGGCUUUGCCCAGUGUGGCUCAUCCCUCCGACCACAUCGCCCUCGUCUGUGACCUCCACUGGAGCCGUUGACCUCAGACCUCAAAUCAACCUGAUUUGCAAAUGGUGGAACUUUCUUCAUACUUGAAUGAAUCCACAGCAUGAAGCCUGUUUCUGCAGGUUUAUUAAAGAUGAAAGUGACUGUAGAUGGACAUGAGCAGACAAAUUGUUUCACACAAGAACAAACGCGGAAAUGGAAAAAGGCAGUAUGACUGAAAAUUAUGGAAUUGAGUUCAUAUUGUAUUAUUUAUUCUCAGCUUUAAUAUACAAUAAUGAAUUAAUAAUUGUUGUGGUGGUGUUUCAUGCACAAAGCAGACACAGAAACAUAUAUGACAUCUGCCAGUUUUAUAUAUUUACAUGCGCUAUCUUCUCGGAAGUACGGUAACCUGCACACGUCGGCGCCACGCUGUUUUUCUCUGAUUGGUGAAAUAUCGUUUGGAGGCGGGACAUCAAUUUGGGUCAAACCACUGUAUCUAAUGACAGGGACGGUCCCACAAUGUAAACGAAGGUUUGUGUAAGUAUGUGUAACAUCGGUGAACGUAUUGUAACGUCGUUUGAUAAAAUUACAAUCAUAGUGUUCCCCUCAAUAUUUUUUUAUACACUUGUGUUCUUUGUUACUUGUUAAAUCAAACCAAAUGAAUUAAAGGUUCCCCAGUCAG